AUGCCAGGAGGAGGGGGGCAAGGCGUCUUUGUCAUCAACAAAAACGCCAAGCGGGACCAGGGGCGCAAGGCACAGCUGACAAACAUCCAGGCAGGGAAGACAGUGGCCGGCAUUGUGCGAACAACGCUUGGGCCAAGAGCCAUGUUGAAGAUGCUGCUGGAUCCCAUGGGCGGCAUUGUGAUGACUAACGAUGGCAAUGCUAUCUUGCGAGAGGUGGAUGUCUCGCACCCAGCAGCCAAGAACAUGAUCGAGCUGAGCCGAGCGCAGGACGAGGAAGUCGGUGAUGGCACGACCUCGGUCAUUAUCCUUGCCGGGGAGCUUUUGGGAGUGGCAGAGCCACUCAUUGAAAAGAAACUGCACCCAACUCUCAUUGUGUCAGGCUACAUGAAGGCCCUAGAAGAUGCACAGACUUUGCUGAAGGAGCUCGCGUAUCCAGUAGACCUCGAGCAUCCGGAGGCCCUGCGGGAAAUUGUACGCGGGUCGAUCGACACAAAAUUUGCGAGCAGGUUCGGCACUUUGAUCUCUGACUUGGCCAUAAAGGCAGUCAAGACGGUUUGCAUCGUCAAGCCUGACGGCCGCAAGGAAAUCGAUGUCAAGCGAUUCGCAAAAGUUGAGAAGAUUCAGGGCGGUGAGCUCACCGACUGUCAGGUGCUCGAUGGUGUGAUGUUCAACAAAGACAUUACGCACCCGCGGAUGAGACGUGAAAUUAGGAAUCCGCGUGUCGUGCUGCUGGAUUGCCCACUUGAGUACAAGAAGGGUGAGAGUCAGACGAACGUGGAGAUCACGAAAGAAGCAGAUUGGGAGAAGCUGCUGCAGCAAGAAGAGGAAGAAAUGAGGAGAGUCUGCGAUGACAUCCUCAAGGUUAAGCCAGACCUGGUCAUCACUGAGAAGGGUGUUUCAGAUCUGGCACAGCACUUCCUCAUGAAGGGCGGGGUGUCCGUGAUUCGCCGGAUUCGAAAGACAGACAACCUUCGGAUCGCCAGAGUCACCGGGGCCCAUAUCUGCAACCGAACGGAGGAGCUGCAGGAGUCCAUGGUUGGAACAAAGUGUGGGCGAUUCAAGGUCAGCAAGGUUGGGGAAGAGUACUUCACCUACUUGACAGAGUGCCAGGAUCCCAAAGCCUGUACAAUCGUCCUGCGUGGUGCCACAAGGGACGUCCUCAACGAAAUCGAGAGGAACCUGCAGGAUGCCUUUGCCGUAGCUCGCAACAUCAUCCUCGAACCGUUGCUCUUGCCCGGUGGCGGAGCCGUAGAGAUGGAAUUGGCAGCGAGGCUGAAGGAGAAAUCAAAGAGCAUCGAGGGUAGCCGCCAGUAUGCCUACAAGGCCGUUGGCGAAGCCCUGGAGGUAAUCCCUCGCAGUUUGGCACACAACUGCGGUGCUGAUGUGGUGCGGGCGAUGACAGACUUGCGAGCCCGACAUGCUGCGACAGGAAAUGCCCACAUCGGCAUAGACGGAAAGACGGGCAAGGUCGCUGACGUGAAGGUGCUCAGCAUCUUUGACACCUUCGCCGUCAAGCAGCAGACGCUGAGGACGUCUAUUGAAGCGGCAGCGAUGCUGUUACGUAUCGACGACAUCAUCUCCGGCAUCAGCAAGAAGAAGCGGGAUGACAAGCCAUCGGCUGUCAUGGGUGCUGAUGACGAAACCUUUGGCGAUUCGCGAGACGGCAAGAUUCUGCGCUGCGGGGAUGCAAUCGCAACUGCUUUGGUCGCGGCCAACGCACACUGUCCUGCUGCAGUGUGCUGCUUGAAGGCUGGAGAUGCUGAGAGGGCGGAGAUGUGGUUCGCAGACAUGGAGGCUGCUGGCUUCAAGCACGACCUGCAGGCUUACAACAUCAUGAUGAAUGUCUACGCUGUAUGCGGUGCAGUGGAUUCCGUGGACGAGGUGCUGGAGACAAUGAGCACGAACGCGUGCCUGCCUGACGAGUACACGCUUUCGUCAGCAAUCCGCUCGUGUGAACGCAGAGCGGACGUGCAGCGGGCCGAAGCUUAUGUGCGGCAGAUGUCUCGGCUGGGGGUGUUGCCGAACCAUGCCGUGUACAACGCAUUGCUCGAGGUGUGUGCUGCUGCCGGCGACGUGGCAGGUGCUUCGAAUGUGCUCGCGGAUAUGCAGAACCAGAGUGUUCGCAAAGAUACCGUCAUCUACAACACGGCCUUGUCCGUAGCGGCAAAGGCUGGCGCCUCGCAGAUUGCCGCGAGGUGGUUCCAUCAAAUGACCUCUGCAGGACUGCAGCCGGACGCACACUCCCAUGCAGCUGUGAUGGGUGCAUAUCUGGCAAGCAACGACCGCGCACAGGCUGAAAACUGGCUGCAAAAGACAGUUCAGGAUGGCCUACAAAGCACGGCGCUCUUCAACAGCAUGGUUGAUGCUUACGGCAAAGCUGGCGAUCUCAAAGCUGCAGUGGCGACAUUCGAUACGAUGAGGGGCUCGGCAGUGCUGCCCAACAAGACCAGCUACAACAUUCUUAUCAAUGCAUGUGCUCAGGCAGGGGAGAUGCGGACAGCCGUAAAGACAAUGACUGAAAUGCGUCGACAAGAACUGCGCCCAGACACCAUCACGUACACAUCUGUCAUUGCUGGGCUCGCCGGUCUUGGAAAUACCAAACUGGCCGAGGAAUGGCUGGACAACAUGCGCCGUCGUGACUGCGAGCCGAACGAGGUGACCUUCGGUACGAUUUUGAGUUCGUGCGAGAAGCGACACAGGGUGCAGGUAGCAGAACGCAUGUGGACCAAAAUGGUUAGUUGGAAUAUGCGGCCUAAUAUCGUCCAUUUCAACACGUUCAUGAACAUCUAUGCGGCUGCUCGACAGCCAGCAAAGGCAGAGGGCAAGUUCAAUGACAUGGUGCGUGGAAGACAAAUGCCGGAUAUUCGGAGCUUUGGAUCACUAAUCAAGGCCGCUGGACGUGUGCCAGACGUGUCGCGGGCACACCUCUGGCUGGAGCGUGCAAGCAGUGCGGGUGAAGGACUAGAUGCUCGCGCAUUUGCCUCAAUGCUAGCGGCGUGUGCCCAGGUGGGUGAUGUCCAACGAAGCCGAGGAAUCUUAAAGGAGAUGGAAAAACGCGGCAUUGCAAAGACUGUUGUCACUUUCACCACGCUUGCUCGGACCUGCGCUAUGGCUGGAGAUCUCAAAGAGGCAGAAAAAAUGAUAGAUUCCAUGAGAGAUGCAAACAUAUCACCAAGCUCAUUGACAAUCAAUGCAAUGAUGACGGCUUGUGACAACGUGCAGCAGCCUUUGUCAGCAGAUCUCUGGUUCUUACGAUUGGUUGCUCGUGGAGCCGAAGUGGAAAUAGUUGGUUCGAACAGUUUGCUGCAGGCAUGGGUCAGAACAGAUCCUCGGCGGAUCGAAGCCUGGCUUGGGAGACUAGAGUUCGUUGGAGUGAUGCCCGAUGUUAUCUCCUUCAAUGUGCUGAUGAACUCGGCGGCUUUUGUGCUUGACAAGGACCUGGCUCUAGAGGCCUGGGCAAGACUUCGGGCUGCCAAUUUGCGGCCAACCCUCGGCAGCUAUCGAGCUGUGUCGAAGAUCUUGGCGAGGUUUGGCGAUUAUAAGCAGCUUUCGGAGAUUCUUGACGCUGCGGCCAAGUUGCGACCGCGAGAUUUCUUCUGCGAGCGUGCCUUUCUAAGUGCAUGCGCGAAUGCCAACCCGAAGGCAGCCAAAGAAGCAGAAGAGGCCUUCUUGGCCUCGCAGCACCUUCUGCGAGACGAUGCUCUCGCCAAUCGAGCACUACGAUUGGCUGUGGGGGAUGCACGGUAUUUGGAGCUCAGCAAGAGGAUGAACUUGCCCGAGCGCCAGAGUAGCCAAAGCACCACCACCAGGGCUGACACACACACUUCCAGAGAAGGAAGCCACGCGAUUGCGACACUGGCAGGUGAGAUGAAAAGGUCUCCCAAAGUCCAGUUUGUGUUGUGUAAGGCAGCUACACACUUCGCCAAUUUUUCAGAGGUGGCCGUCAGGUCACCACCGGACGAUAAGCGACAGGAGAAUGGUAGACGGUCGAAAGGCCCCAAGCCACGGCCAGCACGCCCUGCCGUGGUGCUUUCGAGCGCCCCAGAGUCUUUACUUCGUGUUCCUGGAGCUCCUGCCCCGAUCACUGCAGGCAAAGACCACAGGCUUGGCCUGCGGGCACGAUUACGGCCUGGAUUGAGCUAG
Molecule: messenger RNA, 4143 nt
Organism: Symbiodinium sp. CCMP2592
Lineage: Eukaryota; Dinophyceae; Suessiales; Symbiodiniaceae
Source: the annotation of a GenBank genome assembly